AUGGCACCGAACUUCGGAGCCUUCUACGAAAGGCAGGUCCAGACCAUCAAGCGACCACUUCGAAAAAUCCUAGGAUCCGCAGUCCCUCACUUCAGAGACUUAGAAAUAAUCCUCAGCGGAAUCGAAGCGAUGGUUAACAGUCGACCGAUAACUACGGUAGCUUCAGGAGCGGAUGAUAUCGAAGCUCUAUCUCCGGCAGAUCUCCUCUUCGGAUAUAAGGGGAGAACGGUCAUUCCGGAACACUCAUCGAAACCCAGGAAAGCGGCGGACGCAGACAAGAUCAUAUUCUCCAGGAGAUGGAAAUACCAACAGAGAAUCCUCAGUUCUUACUGGAAGCGUUACCACGAUGAGUACCUUCAAUACUUGAAAACAGCCCACAAGCAAACUCCGAUCGCGGCAAGGCCCCUGAAAAUCGACGAUGUGUGCCUACUCCGAGGAGAAUCAUACAAUCGAGCCUUCUGGCCAUUAUGCCGAGUCAUCUCAUUCCCAGAGAAUACCCCACCCGAGAAGGCCCGAUCCUGUACAAUCAGAACAGCCAAGGGCCAAGUCUUCCACCGUCCGAUCCACAAACUAUACCCCCUAGAAGCCUGA
Galendromus occidentalis (western predatory mite) is the source of this 591-nucleotide messenger RNA. RefSeq lists its product as uncharacterized. NCBI's taxonomy places the organism in Eukaryota, Metazoa, Arthropoda, Arachnida, Mesostigmata, Phytoseiidae. The transcript has a single exon. Gene Ontology annotation, molecular function: nucleic acid binding. The record is from RefSeq and is a predicted model, not a curated record. The coding region runs from base 1 to 591 and encodes 196 amino acids.